Molecule: messenger RNA, 2278 nt
Organism: Pistacia vera
Lineage: Eukaryota; Viridiplantae; Streptophyta; Magnoliopsida; Sapindales; Anacardiaceae
Product: zinc finger CCCH domain-containing protein 66-like
Exons: 2
Molecular function (GO): metal ion binding
Source: RefSeq, a predicted model, not a curated record
AUGUCAUGUUCAAACAAAGCCACUACUAGAAGAACAGAAACUGGGCUUGAAUCUUCUGAACUGGACUCAAGUUCAAUACUUUGAACUUGUGAUGCUUCUGCUGAUAUUGACUCUGUCGAUGCUAAUGGAAACCGGCCUGCUGACUUGAUUGCCAGAGGUUGUCUUUUGGGUUUCCAUUCAAGGAAGAAGGUAUUGGAGUCUCUGUUGAGAGGCGAUGUUGGUGUGGUAGAAAUAGAUGUUUUUUGUGAUGGAGUGGUUUAUGAAACGGGGGUACAAGAACAGCCUGAGAUUUUGACACCCCGAAUAUCUAAAGAUGGAACUGAGAAGAAAGAAUAUCCUAUUGAUCUCACCCUUCCAGAUAUCAAGAAUGGGAUAUAUGGGACAGAUGAGUUUAGGAUGUAUACUUUCAAGGUCAAACCUUGCUCUAGGGCUUACUCGCAUGAUUGGACAGAGUGCCCGUUUGUUCAUCCUGGGGAGAAUGCUAGGCGCCGUGAUCCAAGGAAGUAUCAUUAUAGCUGUGUCCCAUGCCCUGAGUUCCGAAAGGGUUCCUGUAGGCAGGGUGAUGCUUGUGAAUAUGCACAUGGUAUUUUUGAGUGCUGGCUCCACCCUGCCCAGUAUCGGACACGUCUGUGUAAGGAUGAGACUAAUUGCAACAGGAGAGUAUGCUUCUUUGCUCACAAGCGUGAAGAGCUUCGUCCUUUAUAUGCCUCAACGGGUUCAGCAGUGCCGUCUCCCAGAUCAUUCUCAGCCAAAGGUUCUUCCCUGGACAUGGUGUCUAUCACCCCACUUGCCCUUGGUUCUCCAUCAGGUGUGAUGCCACCUACGACUACCCCACCCUUGACGCCCUCUGGGGUCUCUUCUCCAAUGGGUGGAUCGAUCUGGCAGACCCAGCCUACUGUACCUACACUGCAGCUUCCUGGUAGCAGGCUGAAAUCUGCAGUUCAUGCCAGAGAUAUGGAUUUUGACAUGGAGUUGCUUGGUCUAGAGAAUCAUCGACGUCGACACCAACAAUUGAUUGAUGAGAUUUCUGGUCUCUCAUCACCAUCCAGCUGGAGCAAUGGCAUGUCUGCUGCAUCACCCUUUUGUUCUUCUGGUGAUCGAACUGGAGAAUUAAAUAGGCUCGGCGGAGUGAAACCAACUAACCUUGAUGACAUUUUUGGAUCUCUCGAUCCUACGAUUUUGCCUCAAUUACAAGGACUCUCAUUGGAUGCUCAAGCAACCAAAUUGCAGUCACCCCCUGGCAUCCAGAUGCGUCAGAACAUUAACCAGCAGCUCCGAUCUAGUUAUCCUUCCAAUCUCUCUUCCUCUCCUGCAAGGACGUCUCAGUCCUUGGGGAUUGAUCCUGCCGGGGCCACUGCAGCUGCAGUUUUGAGUUCAAGGUCAGCUGCCUUUUCAAAGCGAAGCCAGAGCUUCAUUGAGCGGACUGCUGUGAAUCUUCAUUCUGGGCUUUCUUCACCAGCUGCUACCACGACUCUGAUGCCUUCUAACCUGGCCGAUUGGGGUUCUCCUGAUGGUAAGUUGGACUGGGGUGUGCAGGGAGAAGAGCUGAACAAGCUGCGAAAAUCUGCUUCUUUUGGAUUUAGAAGUGGUGGCAGCAAUUUGGCCGCCCCUGCGGCCUCAGAGCCAGCAACUGCUGACGAGCCAGACGUGUCUUGGGUUCAGUCCUUGGUGAAGGACACCCCUUCUGUGAAAUCUGGUCAACUUGGCUUCGAGGAUCAGCAGCAGCAGUGUCAUCUUGACACUGGAGUUUCAGAAAUUCUUCCCGCUUGGGUGGAGCAAAUGUAUAUGGAGCAGGAGCAGAUGGUGGCUUAGUCCUGAUAAGCCCAAUAUUGGUUUUCUAAAGUUUAACUUAACUAGUUUUUUUUUUUGCCAUUUUUUGAAUUUUUAUUAAUAUUCAUCAUCUGUAAGUGGAAAGAGACGGGGUUUGGAGAGCAUCAAAGUAUGCACCAAGGAAGUUGAGUAGGAUUAAAGCUUCUGCUCUUACCACUCUUUAGGUUCUAAUCUAAGAAUAAGUAGUUUACUUCUUUUCCCCUUUAUUUUGGUUCUCUUUUUAGCUGUUCUCAUAGUCAUCCCAAAAUGGAAGAUGUGGGAAGCACAAUCUCCUGCUGAUGGGAGUAGAGAAGCAGAUUAGUUCAAACUGCCUGGAUUCAAUUAUUUCAAUUUACAGAUGGAAGAUAAAAAGACAUACUGAUUUAUUGGUUUAUUUUUGAAUAUGUAUCUACCUCAACUUGUAAAAUUAAUUACGCACCUAAUAAAAUCUUAGCAUAUUAUUGAGUAA